CUUCUGUUUGCCGACAUAUCGACCCUAAACAUUCAUUUAUCAGGUCGAUAAGUCAAAAUGGCUCCCAAGAACAAAGGUAAAAAAGGCAAAAAGCAGGACGACGACGAUUUCUGGGAGAACGCGGGCACUUCGAUUGCAGGCAACAACCUUGCUACUAACGACGAUGAAGGGGACGAUUUUGUUUCACAGACCAAAAGCAGAUCAGGCUUCUCAGCCUUCACUGCCGUAGGACCCGAAGAACCCGCUGCAGAGGAGGAAGAGGAAGAUUUUGGUGGGCUGAUGUCCGUACUCAAGGCAUCUACAACAAAGGGAAAGAAGGACAAGAAGAAGACCAAGAAAGGUCUCCCGGAAUCUCCGCCACCAGAGGACUCAGAGGACGUCACUGAAGCUGCAGACGCAAAACAGCCAGUGAAGGUAACGGCGGAGGAUCUCGCUGAUGAAGAAUGGGGUCCAGUCAAAGGCAAGAAAGGAAAGAAGGGAAGGGGCAGUAAGGUCAAGAGCGACGACCAGGCUGAGGACGAAAUACGAGAAGCUUCUCCUGCCCCUGCUCCUCGCAUAGAGGAAGCAGAUUCCCAGGGCGCCGAGCAAGUCGAAGAAGCGGAGGAGGAAGAUACUGGUCCAAAGCUGUUGUCUAAAAAGGAGAAAGAGAGGCUGAAAAAGGAGCGCGAAAAGGCCAAGAAGAAGGCACAAGUUGCUGCGAAGAAAGCUGCUCAAGAAGAGCCACUGGAGCCUGCCGCGGCAUCAGAGGCCGCUCCAGAAGCUGCAGCAUCAGAGCCUGCUGAAAAGCCAGAUGAAGAGGAGGAGGAAGGUGAAGGUGAAGGUGCUACUAGCGGUGGCGCUGCAUCGAAGAAGAAGAAGAAGAAGAAGCCCAAGAAGGAUGAAGAGCCCGCCGCUCCCGCCCCCGCCAAGAAGAAGGGUGCAGCAGGCAUUAGCGCGCUGAAAGCUUUGAUGGAGGAGAAGAAGCGUCUCGAGGAGGAAGUCAGGCGUAAGGAGGAAGAGGAACGCCAGCGCAUCGAAGAGGAAGAACGGAAAGCUGAAGAGGAGGCCCGGAAGAAGGAAGAAGAGAAGCAGAGAAGGAAGGAGAAGGAGAAGGCCAAGCGCGAAGUGGCGAAGAAGGAGGGACGACUCCUCACGAAGAAGCAGAAGGAAGAGCAGCGCGCCGCGGAGCUCCGCAAGCAGGCUCUGCUCGCGUCCGGAGUCGUUAUCGAGGGUCUCCAACAGCAGAGUUCGGGUCAAGCUCCGAAGAAAGUUGUUUACGGUAACCGCAAGAAGAGGCAUGCCGCUGAGAAGGCUACUACCGACAGCUCCCCCACCACUCGCGCCCCAUCACCUGUUCGUGAGGGUACACCACCAGCUCCGGAACCGGCUUCCGCUCUCUCCCCCUCAGAGGGAGUGCCAACGGUCGAAGAUGUCAAGGACACCUGGGACGCUAGCAGCGAUGAGGAACCUGCUAAGCCCGCAGAAGGCGUCAAGGACUCUUGGGAUGAAAGUGGCAAAGAGGAAGAGGAGGAGAAUAAAUCGGCUGCCAAGCCUUCUGCGAACGGCGCCGCCAAGGCUGCUACUACUGAGCAGAAGACUACUACGAAGCCCACUAAUGGCAACUCAGCUCUCGUUAAGGCUGCUGAGCCCGCUCAGGUCCCCGCAAAAGUGGCACCAAAACACCAGACUGAAGAAGAGUCAAGUUCUGAAGAAUCUGACUCGGAUUCUGAUGACUCAGAUUCGGACGACUCAGACUCGAACUCGGACUCGGACUCGGACGAUGGAUUGACUAACACCCAGCGAAUAGCCGCGAAGCGCAAGGCCGAAGCAGCAGAACGUCGUAAGCAGGCGCACGAGGCUGCCCUUGCUGCUCGUAACAAGGAUGACCUGCGUAGCCCUAUCUGCUGUAUCUUGGGGCACGUCGAUACCGGAAAGACGAAACUUCUUGAUAAGAUUCGUCAAACCAACGUCCAAGAGGGCGAAGCUGGAGGUAUUACCCAGCAGAUCGGUGCAACCUACUUCCCUGUGGAUGCCAUCAAGACCAAGACCGCCAUACUGAAUAAGGAUGGCAAGCAGGAGUACAAGAUUCCUGGUCUUCUGGUCAUUGAUACUCCUGGCCACGAGUCCUUCACCAACCUACGUACUCGCGGUAGUUCGCUUUGCAAUAUUGCCAUCCUUGUCGUCGACAUCAUGCACGGCCUUGAGCAACAAACCCUCGAAUCUCUUCGUCUGCUGAGGGACCGUAAAACGCCCUUUAUUGUUGCUCUGAACAAGAUCGACCGUAUGUACGGCUGGGAGACGAUACCCGAUAACGACUUCCGCAGCUCGCUUGCGAAGCAGAAGCGCUCUGUUCAGCGGGAAUUUGAGGACCGUGUACAGAAGACCAUCCUUGCUUUUGCUGAGCAGGGUCUCAACGCCAUUCUUUAUUACGAGAACAAGAAUUUUGCUCGCAACGUCUCCCUGGUUCCAACUUCCGCUGUGACUGGCGAGGGUGUCCCCGACAUGAUUAUGCUGCUCGUCAACCUCACACAGCAGCGUAUGAGCGACAGGUUGAUGUACCUUUCCGAACUUGAAUGUACCGUUCUCGAAGUCAAGGUUAUCGAAGGUCUUGGUACCACUAUCGACGUGGUUCUAUCGAACGGUAUUCUGCGCGAAAGUGACAAAAUCGUGGUCUGCGGUCUCAACGGACCUAUCGUGACACAAGUUCGCGCGUUGCUCACGCCUCAGCCCCUCCGUGAGCUUCGUAUCAAGUCCCAGUACGUCCACCACAAGGAAGUUAAGGCCGCGCUCGGUGUCAAAAUUGUCGCCCCUGAUCUCGAGAAGGCAAUCGCUGGUUCCCGGUUGCUCGUUGUCGGUCCUGACGAUGAUGAGGAGGACAUGAUGGACGAAGUCAUGUCCGAUUUGACCACCUUGCUCAACUCGAUUGACAAGUCAGGCCGCGGUGUAUGCGUUCAAGCCAGCACUCUUGGCUCGUUGGAGGCUCUGCUUGACUUCCUCAAGUCAAGCAAGAUCCCUGUAUCCGGUAUCAACAUCGGUCCUGUUCACAAGAAGGAUGUGAUGCGUGCGGCGACCAUGCUGGAGAAGGCCAAGGAGCUCGCAUGCAUCCUCUGCUUCGACGUCACGGUCGACAAGGAUGCCGAACGAUUGGCUGAGGAAAUGGGUAUCAAAGUCUUCAAAGCGGACAUCAUCUAUCAUCUGUUCGAUGCCUUUACCGCGUACAACGCUGAGAUUAUGGAGGCGAAGAGGCGCGAUGCUGCACCUCAAGCUGUCUGGCCAUGUCGUCUCAAGAUCAUCGCCUGCUUCGCCAAACGUGAUCCGAUUAUCCUCGGUGUCGACAUUCUUGAUGGCACCCUCCGCACCGGUACACCUCUAUGUGUUGUGAAGGUAGAUCCUGAGACACAAAAGAAGGAUAUCAUCAACUUGGGCAAGAUUACGUCUUUGGAGAUCAACCACAAAACACAGGACGUGAUCAAGAAGUCUCAAGCAGGUGGUGGUGUCGCUGUCAAGAUUGAACACGCUGUCUACGAAUCAGCGAAGAUGUUUGGCCGUCACUUUGAUGAUAAGGACGAGAUUUAUUCCCUCAUCACGCGGCAGAGCAUUGAUGUCCUUAAGACCUCCUUCAAGCAAGACGUCUCAAAUGAGGAAUGGCUGCUCAUCAAGGCUCUCAAACCUCGUCUCAAUAUUCCUUGAUGUUAUUCGUUAUGCCAGAACUCCACAGAGUAGCACUAUUAGGAAGCGUUGUAUCACCUCAUCAUUUGUUUAUAUAAGCACGUCUCUGUAUCAAUAGACGCCCCA
This is a messenger RNA of Phanerochaete carnosa HHB-10118-sp, 3774 nucleotides long. RefSeq lists its product as uncharacterized. Bases 58 to 3669 code for a protein of 1203 amino acids. Lineage: Eukaryota; Fungi; Basidiomycota; Agaricomycetes; Polyporales; Phanerochaetaceae. The transcript has 12 exons. Gene Ontology annotation, molecular function: GTP binding; translation initiation factor activity; GTPase activity. The record is from RefSeq and is a predicted model, not a curated record.